AUGUUGCUUGCGUCCAUUGGUUAUCUAGCUCUUACUGCUAUUGAUAAUCGGUGCAACCCUACCAUUGGUUAUGUGGGUCUUCCUAUGGUUGGUAUUCGGUCUCGUGCGUCCAUUGGUUAUGUGGCUCCUGCUGUCAUUGAUGUUCGGUCCUUUGUGUCCAUUGGUUGUCUGGCUGCUGCUGGUGUAACAACAAUGGUUACCCCUGAUUACCAUGGAGGUGAUGAAUGGACCCGCAUAAUAGCUAGGGUUUUUUUCAAAAACGAAAACAAUCUCGCAUCUCUCUUAGCUCUGAAACAAUGGAUGGUUCACCUUGCUUCACCUUUGGUCACUUCUCCUCCAGCGACGUCAGGCCUUCCUCAUUACAAAUUGACCAACGAUAAGCUAAUACUUAUAACUGAAUGGUUUCACUCUCAAUUGGGUGUGCGACUCCUCCAUCGCACUGAUGACUACGAAUGCGACUCUUCCACUACACCUGUGAUUGCGUCCCGUCUCACCUCCCUGACCGCUACCUUAAUAGGUUUAUCUAUUCAAUUAGAUUUUUCUUUUCAGUUAGAAAUCGAUUUCGUCGCCUCCCCAGCUCUUCAUCUCUUCACUAAAAUCUCUCUUCAUCUAUCCACUAAAAUCUUCACGUCAAAACCAUUGUGGUGGUUGUGGCGAAAUCAAAAUGCAGGAUUGAACCAUUGUAGCAGAGCGAUCUUGAAACUUUUGAUUAAUACUUCUCAAGUCGUCUCCAAGGGCUUCUGUUUGAAUCAUUUCAUUGAACGACAGGUGAAUCAGACCAUCUUCUCAAUUUAUUUGACAUUGAAGAACAGUGCGUUGAAUUUCUUUGUCGUGUCCAAUUUAUCUCGACCAGAUCUCAAGCAGGAGCUUCUUGCAUUAGGUGAGCAGAUUGGGAAUGCUGGAUCAGGGUUAUCAGAGGAUUUUAUUUCAGGUGGUUUGCUUUUCAACAUGAUGAUACGUGUAGCCGCAGAAAAUCAACAAGCAUGUGGGAAUAAAAGCUUGUACAAUGACAGGGUUGAGUCUUUUGCAGCAGCUCUAUGGAAAUCUAUUAUAACUUGA
Messenger RNA from Lactuca saligna, 1059 nucleotides. Lineage: Eukaryota; Viridiplantae; Streptophyta; Magnoliopsida; Asterales; Asteraceae. The record is from the annotation of a GenBank genome assembly.